AGGCAAACUUUAUAAAGGCAAACCACUACAUUUAACUACUCAAUCAAUUAGUUAUUAAAUAUAUUAAAAUGUCAUACUCAGAAAUACCCAAUCAACCACCAGCAUACAGUGAUGUAGGUGUCACUGGAGAGCUGAGUCAACCAAGAACCUUUGGUGACAAUAUCCCGGAUGAUUUCAAGUACUCUGUUGAUGUUGCCUCUUGUGAAUUACCCAUUCGUCAAUUAUUUAUCAGAAAGGUCUAUCUGUUAUUGACCCUUCAAUUAAUGGCCACCGUUGUGGUUGGAUUUAUCAUCCGUUCAUCGGAUGGAAUCAAGCUUUGGUCUCUUGAAAACACCUGGUUGCUUUUCGUGUCCAUGUUGGGUGCCAUUGGAUGCAUGAUUGGUGCAUUCAUCAAGGCCAGAUCAUAUCCUAUUAAUUUAAUCUUGUUGGGAUGUUUUACUGUGUUUGAAGCUUAUGGAAUUGGUGUUGUCUGUGCAUUUGUCGAAAGUGAAGUUUUGAUUCAAGCAUUGCUCUUAACUUUGGUUAUCUUUGUUGGAUUAACUUUGUUUGCAUUCCAAACCAAGUACGAUUUUACUAGUUGGCAAGGUGCAGUAGGAAUGGUAUUAUGGGGUUUGAUUGCUUGGGGUUUCAUUAUGAUGUUCUUCCCCGGACAAACCGGUAUGAUGGAGAAGGUGUAUUGUUUUAUUGGUGCGGCUGUAUUUUGUGUUUAUAUUGUCAUUGAUACCCAAAAUAUUAUGAAGACUGCUCAUUUAGAUGAUGAAGUCAUCAGUACAAUUAAGUUAUAUUUGGAUAUCCUCAAUUUGUUUUUGUUUAUUUUGAGAAUAUUGAAUAAUGAAAGAGAUUAAUGCGAGAGUUGGAAGAUAUUUCAAUGAAAUUUAGGUCGUGUUUAAUCUACUUUUCUUUUAUCUUUGCUAGAGAGAGGUGAUUGUUUUUUUUUAUAUAUUACUUUUGGAUAUAGAAAUGCAAAAGCACCAAAAGGCAAUUACAUUAUUUAUUCUUUUGAUUUGUUUGUUUGACUUGCUGAUUUCCUAUUUUAAUUUUAAUACAGGGUACAGAAGGCUAUAUAUUGACACUAUUUACCGAACGUUGCUAUGAAAGGAGCCAGGGCUAAGAAAAAAAAAAAGAAAAAUGGGUGCAAGAAACUAUAAGCUGGUGAGGAGAGCAAAAAAAAAAAAAUAAAUUAGGGACACUGCGGCCAAGGGUGGCGCAGAAAAAAAAAAUUUUGUUAAGAAAAUUAUUGCAACCCUCCUUGAUGUUGGUAAAUGUAUGCUUAUGCCCAGCCGGAUAUAUUUUAUUUAGGAAGCGGAGCAUAAUAUAUAAAUAACUCGAUGUUUGAAUUAGUAAAAGUGAAUGAAUUGACAUAUUCUGAAUAGUGAACAAUGUCGGUUGCGAGCACAUGAGUAAAAAUUGUAUGGCUUACU
Messenger RNA from Spathaspora passalidarum NRRL Y-27907, 1421 nucleotides. RefSeq lists its product as uncharacterized. The coding region runs from base 69 to 845 and encodes 258 amino acids. The transcript has a single exon. NCBI's taxonomy places the organism in Eukaryota, Fungi, Ascomycota, Pichiomycetes, Serinales, Debaryomycetaceae. The record is from RefSeq and is a predicted model, not a curated record. Gene Ontology annotation, cellular component: membrane.